ACCGCCUCUACUUGCACUGUCGAUAUCCAAAACGAUGCACUAUUGACUAGAAGAUAUCUUGCAACUGGAUUAGACGUUCUCAUUUUAGUAGAAACCUCCGUCGUCGAUGCCUGUAGACGUUGAACAGCUCCACCUUCAAAUUCAGCAACGUUUGAUUGAAACAGGAGAAUGGGAAAGAAUCAAAUCUAAUUUCAAAGCAAAAUUGGAUGAAACCGGUUGGACUGAUGAUUUUCGAGACAAGAGCAAAGAAAAAGCUCGGGAUAUGGACGUCCUGUCAUUUCAAAGUCUCCUCAGUGAACUAUCACCUGUCGCACAUACGACGAUUCCAUUAGCCGUCCGCCGGGAAGUCAUGGCUGCCAUCCAAAAGUACUUGGAGAAACAGUUCGAAUGAUAUUAAGCUGUGGAUAGAUAGCCCGUAAUCAAUAUUCUCAACUACUAUGAUACUUGAGUGAUUUGUUUCCGAGGCUGUCCUCGAAUGUCUUUCAUCUCCUCUAUAAUAAUCUUCUUCCCCAAGUCCUUAAUGCUGACCGAAUCCACUGACCCAGGGACCUCGAGGGCAUCCUUCACUUGAGCGAACCUAGUUUUUCCAACACCGAUUGGCAUUCUUUCCCACUUCGUGAUCCUCAUUCCUACACCACCCAUUUGAUGUCUAACAAGAUACUUUGUCCAACGAUCCACAACCUCGGG
This is a messenger RNA of Marasmius oreades (fairy-ring Marasmius), 687 nucleotides long. RefSeq lists its product as uncharacterized. Lineage: Eukaryota; Fungi; Basidiomycota; Agaricomycetes; Agaricales; Marasmiaceae. The transcript is spliced from 4 exons. Gene Ontology annotation, biological process: poly(A)+ mRNA export from nucleus; regulation of transcription by RNA polymerase II; positive regulation of DNA-templated transcription. The record is from RefSeq and is a predicted model, not a curated record. Gene Ontology annotation, molecular function: chromatin binding; transcription coactivator activity. Gene Ontology annotation, cellular component: SAGA complex; DUBm complex; nuclear pore. Bases 107 to 391 code for a protein of 94 amino acids.